Molecule: messenger RNA, 987 nt
Organism: Ylistrum balloti
Lineage: Eukaryota; Metazoa; Mollusca; Bivalvia; Pectinida; Pectinidae
Exons: 1
Coding region: 1-987 (328 amino acids)
Molecular function (GO): dioxygenase activity
Source: RefSeq, a predicted model, not a curated record
AUGACUGAUUUUGCACUACCCAUUAUCGACAUGUCAAAAUCCAAAACACAUCGAAAGGAGCUCGCAGCUGCUGUUGUGCACGGUCUCGAGAAUACUGGCUUUCUUUAUAUUGACAAUGCCGAAGGUGUAGAUUUUGACAGAAUGUACGAAAGCUGUAAAUGGUUCUUCAGUAGAUCAAACGAAGUGAAGCACAGUCUGAAAAGAAAAAUAUGGAAUCCUGAUAACUCAAAUAUUUACCGUGGAUAUUUCCCUGUAGGCGAAAACGAGCCAAGCCGGAAGGAAGGAUUUGAGUUUGCUCGGGACAUUACACCAGGUGAUCCGGAAGUUAAACCAGGGAACUGGUUUUAUGAGCCAUCAGUGUGGCCAGAAGAAGAUGGAACAUUCCCAUUCAAGUCAUUCAUGCUUGAUCUUUAUGAAAUUUUACAUGAUACAUCACUAGAAAUUCUGCGUCUCGCGGCCAUAGGUCUUGGAAUUGAUGAGUAUUCCUAUGAGGAUCUAUUCUCCAAGAGACCCUGUUCUACUCUCCGUUUGAUGCAUUAUCCACCAUGGGAAGGAAAUCCCCCAGAAAAUGCCAAAAUUGAGGACGGAAAAGUGCUGACAACGCCUGCGCAUACCGACACUAACUUUCUCACUCUGCUGUCUACGUUUGGAUACAAAGGCCUAGAUAUCGUCACAGCAGAUGGAAAAUGGACGGAGGUUGAACCACGCCCCGGAAGUCUUGUCAUGAAUAUCGGUGACGUGUUUUCACGAAUGAUGGGUGGUCGAUUUAAGGCGACUUGCCACCGUGUUGUAGAUAUUGGAGUCGAUAGAUAUUCACUUCCGUUUUUCCUGGAACCUAACUUUGAAGGUGAUAUUGGUGUAAACUUCAUGACCAAGGCCACAGGUAAGGGCGACUCCCACGUUCCGGAACAGUAUGGACCUUUCGCUAUAAAUAUGAUGAAACACGUGAAGAAAUAUUUCGAAUACAAGACAUUACCUGAAUUUUAA